Molecule: messenger RNA, 1689 nt
Organism: Necator americanus (New World hookworm)
Lineage: Eukaryota; Metazoa; Nematoda; Chromadorea; Rhabditida; Ancylostomatidae
Exons: 12
Coding region: 1-1689 (562 amino acids)
Biological process (GO): monoatomic ion transmembrane transport; regulation of membrane potential; signal transduction
Cellular component (GO): neuron projection; postsynaptic membrane; plasma membrane
Molecular function (GO): acetylcholine-gated monoatomic cation-selective channel activity; transmembrane signaling receptor activity
Source: RefSeq, a predicted model, not a curated record
AUGUUCCGUUGCUCGACAAGUCUACACCCACACACAACACAUUUCGCCUUGGAAGACCGCGUACUCCUUAUGUGGAUCUUGUUCAUGAACCUUUGUGUCCUCGGUUAUGCUAAAGUUUACAAUCGUCUUUUCGAGGAUUUGUUAGGAAGGUACAAUCGAUUAGUGCGCCCUGCAGCAGAUCCAAACGAUACGAUCCAUAUAGAAUUCAAACUGAAACUAAGCCAAAUCGUCGACGUUCACGCUAAAGACCAAACGCUAACCAUGAACGGAUGGUUGAUUCACCAUUGGUAUGACUAUAGACUCUCGUGGGACCCAGAGGAGUACGGUGGCGUAAAACAUUUUCAUUUGCCAGGCGAGAUCAUAUGGUUACCAGAUAUUAUCCUCUACAAUAACGCUCAUGGUAGCCCUUGGGUGUCAGUAAUCACAAAGGCAGAAGUCUACCACGACGGCAGGGUGACAUGGCAACCACCAGUGGUAUAUCAUUCGUUUUGCACAAUAAAUGUCGAAUGGUAUCCGUACGACAUCCAGCAGUGUGAAUUGAAAUUUGGCAGUUGGACGUAUAGUGGAACACAGCUUGAUCUUAUGCACCUACUCUCGGACGAUGUGCGCUACGUGGACCGCAACAAUGAGAGUGGUUGGGAUGUGGAAAGAGGAGUAGAUAUCUCAGCGUAUCAGGAAUCUGUGGAAUGGGACUUGAUGUCAGUUUUGGGCACACGUCAUGAAAAAUGGUACCCCUGCUGCGAUUAUCCAUCAAUCGACAUCACCUAUUACCUUCAAAUACGUCGGAAGAAGCUAUUCUAUACCGUUAACCUCGUCGUGCCGUGCGCAUCCCUCGCAGCGUUGACGUCGUGGGUGUUCUACCUCCCUUGCGAGAGCCACCAGAAAGUUCAACUCUGCAUCUCAGUGCUCGUUUCUCUUACUGUGUUCUUCCUUCUUUUGAUUGAGAUCAUUCCUCCAACAAGCGUUGCAAUUCCACUGAUCGUUAAAUAUCUAACGUUCACUAUGAUCAUGGUCUCACUCUCCGUAAUCUUCACCGUAAUCGUGCAAAAUGUACACUUUCGAACGGCUGAGUUCCCGAUGUCGGACUGGGUUCGUCGAAUUCUGAUCGACAAAAUAGGCAGAAAGUUGCUUAUUUCAAGAGCUACUGAGAAAGCAAAUUUUCAUCGAAAGGCCCAACACAACAAGCAAAUCAACGCCUUGUCAGCGAUGUCAAUUCUACAGAAGCAGUUCCAGAAGACUGUGUUUGAGAUCGAGAUGGCAUCGAAGGACAAGAAACAGAUGUCUGCUGUGAACGCUUUAUUUCUUGAGUUGCCGCUAAUGAAUCGGUCCAAGAGCGUAAAACAAGGACUUGCAUCUCCACUCAAACGCACAAUGACAGAAAGGUUGCGCCGUCAGCAGAGCACGCAACUAGGGACUUCUUUGGAACGUCAACAGCGGAGCGAAAGCCGUGGAAGCAGCGUACGAAAAAAACUGAGACGUGCGGAACGAAAUGUCCAGUACAUCGCACAGACGCUUACUGAAAGACGCCAGGCAGAGGAGGUGAUGAUUCGCCCAUUUUAUCGCCUUCGCAUUUUUCUCGAGAACCUUGUGAACAAAGCUCUACUCAUUUACUCGUUAGAGAACGCGACGCCUCCAUGCGCCACAUUCCUCUCUCCUAGUACAGUUCACGAAAACGAUGGCAUAGCGUAG